Mycena indigotica is the source of this 1986-nucleotide messenger RNA. RefSeq names its product AAA family protein. The transcript is spliced from 5 exons. Gene Ontology annotation, molecular function: DNA binding; ATP binding; ATP hydrolysis activity. Lineage: Eukaryota; Fungi; Basidiomycota; Agaricomycetes; Agaricales; Mycenaceae. The record is from RefSeq and is a predicted model, not a curated record. Gene Ontology annotation, cellular component: nucleus. The coding region runs from base 1 to 1986 and encodes 661 amino acids.
AUGGGUGGAAAGCGGAAAGCAGGUGCUGCAACGACGGGGGUAAAGCAGAAAACGAUAUUCGACCAUUUCAAGAAAGUUCCACCGAAAGGCGUUGACCCAGCACUCAAUGAGGUCAUCGACAUACCCGCCACGAAACCCACAUUGCCACCUUCACCGGUGUUGCCUACCCCAAUAAUAGAUCUUACACUUGAAUCUCCUGCACGUCCUGCCCGUGUUGCUCAGUUGGAAAAGGUGCCAGUGAAGCAAACAUAUUCCAUCUUCAAUCGACCACCCAAAGGCAUCAUUGUCGAGGACGAAUCCACCUCUUCUGCUCCCUCUAUAACCCCGAUUCUCUCCCCUACCUUUCCGACUGGAGAAAACCAACACGUCCGUGGCCUACAGACCACCUUCUCAGCCUCGCCGUUCCCAUCCCGGCUUCCCAGCAGUGACGCGUCAACACUUCCCGAAAACUCUCAGUGGUCUAAAGGUAUCUCCGACGCCCGCCACGGAGUUGUACAUUCUCCUCGCAUUCUUUCGUCGUCAGAAGAGCGACGAAACUGCCUUGAAGCCAUUUCGCAAGAACACAAACAACGGCAUCCCGCCAUAGCCUCCCUUGUUGAUGCGACUAUAGAAUCUUCGCCUCCUCCAGAACAUCUCUGGUCAGAUCGUUGGCACCCGCGACGCGCAGCUGAUAUUCUGGGUAACGAAGAGAAUGCAGCAUAUCUGAGGGAUUGGCUGCAAGCUCUCGAAGUCCGCUUUGAUGUUCCGCAUGAAGAGUCUUCCAGGGGAAUCAAGCGGCCACAAAUCAAACGAAGCGUUACACGCCCUCGAAAGCGGCAACGACAAUCUUUGGACGAAUUCGAAUGGAUAGUCAGCGAUGCUAGUGACUAUUCUGAGCCAGAGACAUACGACGGAGGCAAGGACGAUGACGAGUUUGAGCCAGGGGAUGGUACUUUGCCAGAACAUGGACCAUUCGACAAGAAUUUAACCAACACUAUAUUACUUCAUGGACCAUCCGGCAGCGGGAAGACUGCGGCUGUUUACGCGUGUGCUGAAGAACUUGACUGGGAAGUUUUCGAAGUGCAUCCGGGUAUCGGAAAGCGGAAUGGUGCGAGCUUGGAAGCUCUGAUUGGUGAAGUAGGCAAGAACCAUCUUGUGCGAAGAACGGGACGCAAGAAGGGCGAGCAAGAAACUGACUUUGGCUUCAUUAUCCCUCAACAAGACGCUGGAGCGCGACAGUCUCUUAUCUUGCUCGAAGAAGUAGAUAUUCUUUAUCGUGAUGAUGCAAACUUCUGGCCAGCUGUCAUCAGACUCAUAAAGGACUGCAAACGACCAAUCAUCCUCACCUGCAAUGAUAUUUCGCUUGUACCAGUUGACGAACUGCCCCUUCAAACUACACUCAAUUUCGCACCGUGUCCACCGGAGGAAGCGGGAACAUAUUUGCAAGCCUUGUGUUGCUCAGCUGGCUAUGUUAUCGAGCAAGACCGUUUGCGUGACCUGUACAGCAACACGCUCGAUCUACGUCGUUCGAUCCAACAUCUUCAUCUGGGCCACGAGACAUCUGUUGCCAAUGACGAUACUUCCGACCUUUUGCUUGAUUGGACUUCGGCAACCAAGAGAGAUGUUCGGUACGCCGACACGCUCUCCUUCAUGGAUUCAUGCUUGACACGUAACGGCAAACCUGCUAUUUUUGCGGAAAGUCAAUGGUUGGCCAGUGGAGAUGAUGAGAUUGGCCACCCCAUUGUUACAGAUGCAGACCAAAACGUGUUUGGGCUGUAUGACCUGGACCAGAGGAUUGUCGCAGCUGUCACUAGACAUGGGCAGCAUGGACGGGCUCGUGUGGGUUCAGAAUAUGCGAGACUGAUUGACAAGAUGAGGGAGCAUCGAACUCUGGGAAUCGGAGUGAUUGAAAGAUUGUUGCGGCAGAGGAUAUUCUGGAAGGUGAGAACCAACAGGGUCGACGGGGAACGCGAACUCGCAGACGUUAUGAAAGACAGGUGGAAGUAG